Molecule: messenger RNA, 2265 nt
Organism: Stylonychia lemnae
Lineage: Eukaryota; Ciliophora; Spirotrichea; Sporadotrichida; Oxytrichidae
Source: the annotation of a GenBank genome assembly
AUGAGACGAUAAGUCAGAUUCUCUGAAACUAGAAAGUCAAGAUCUCUCAGACCUGAUGAUCAACUUUAAAACUCAGUUAUUGAAAGCAGUCAAAGGUAAAACAUCUCAAGGAAAUAGACAGAGGUAUCCCCAGAAAUAUAGAAUAAAAUAGACAAUAUAAACACCAAACAGCUUUAGAAUCAUGACAUCAAAGAUUUUCUUUAAGACGUGCAGGCCUAUAGCAUUCCUCAUUUUGAGAACAUGGAUCAGCAUCUUGUCAAUGAAAUCAGACAAGUGGGCAAGAAUCAUAAUUCCCAUGAUUCUACAUCCUCAGGGUGGAAAAUAUUCACUGACAUUGUCUAAAAGUACCCGUAGAAGUAAUCAGUGGCUUUGGCCAUACAUAAACUGAAGCAAGAGGCAUAAUAAAUUGCUAAGGAUUAAGAUAAAUGUGAUGCUGCAUCAAAACCAAGACGAACUUCACAGAGAAAGAAAAGUAGAAGCCGACUGACUCUAGAGGACUUUAAGAGUUGCCUAGGUAAUUAGAGUAUGGAGCAUUUUCAGAGUAUCAAAGCUAAUGUAGAGUAAUUGCAAGUAAUAAAAGAUGAAUUUAAAAAACUGAAACUACUAGACGAGGAAUAAAAAAACUGGAUGCUCAAGUUUAACCAAUAUAUGAAGCCAAAGCAUAAAGAGUUUAAGAGACAAAAUGUUAUAAAGCGCUAGAAAAUCAGAGAGCUGAUUGGGUUGAAGCAGUCAGAAACCAGUAAGCAGGACACAAUGCUUAGUUAAAUUAGUCAGAUUGAUAGCACUUUGAUGCUGAACUCGAUUUGCACUGAUGAUUCUCGAUUAAAGAAUAGUCAAAUCAGUACUUCGAAGUUCAAGUAACUGCUGAACGAAAGCAAACAACAGCAAACUCGAAAGGGCACCGAAAAAGACAGAAGCAACAAUAACAGCUAAGCUCGGAAUUCAUCUAACAUACACUCUAAGAAGGCUCUAGUCUCAGUGAAAUAAAGUCCCUUCAAGAUUAUUGAUACAGAGUCUAGACUUUCCAAACUUAAUAAGGAGUUUAGUGAGAAAAUGGUGGAGGUCAAGCUUAACAUCUAAAAGGAUUCAUUGAUCUCAGAUCACCGAGCACAAUUCUAAGUCAACGAGGCUUAGCGUGGAGGCUUUGUUAAGGUCUAGGCGUAAUCUGAUGUUAUCGAGAUAGUUCAAGUAGACCGCAAAAGCAGCUCCCUCUCGAGAGGUAACAAUCUAUCCCCUUAGAUGUCGAGCAACACCCCUACAAAUGUAUAUUAGCUAGGCACUAUUUCUAGGAGAGAUAACAUUAAGAAGAGAUACAAUACUCUACUUGUUAGAAAGAAAUAAUACAGAGAAUCACUAAGUAAUUGCUCUAUGAAGUAAAGUGCAAAGAAUUCUGUUAAUCAAUCAAUGGUUUUACUCUCGAGAAGACAAACAAACAGCAGAGUCUUAUACCCAUUGGAGUAUAACUAGUCUCCCUACUAGUAAGUUUGCACUUCAGUAUAAACAGCAAAGUCUAUCACCAGGCCUAAGUAUGAUUUCACUAUGGAAUUGAUUGAUUCUAUCUAACACAACAAUAUGAAAUCUGAAAAUAGAAGAUACUAGAACUAACUGAGGAAAUCAGCUAAUCUGACAGCAAUCAAUGAAAUUAAUUCAAAGGCAGUCUCAGAAAUUGAAAGAGACAAUGAUCGACUUGAGGCAAAAAUGACUUUGAAUAUUCCGAACCCUGGCCGAACCAGAACUAUUACAAUUGAUAACUCUAUCAACUACCUUCAGUCACCACUAGACGAAGUUACUUAUGACAUUGACAAAAAACCUCAUAGAUUUAAUGAGAUGAUUCUCUCAGUCUAAAAUUAAUCAAGCAUCGAGAAUUUAGACAUAUCAGUGAAGUCUCCUCUUAGUAUCCUAGACUACGGAAGAAGGUCAAAGGUCAAUUAAUCCCUCAAUAAUCUCAAGUUUCAAAAUGGGAUGUACUAAAAUGACUUGAUGAACUCCAAUCUUAUCAGUCCUAAACCAUUUUAUGCUAAAGAAUAUGAUGUGAAAUCUACAAUCAAGCAGAGAAAUAGACUAAGAUCAUCUUAGAAGCAGGGAAGGAAUGAUAUAUUCUCCAUGAGAAAGUAGUUGCAACCUAAAAUGCCUUCAAGCAGCUAAAUCACCAGCAUAUAUUUUGCAACGAACAAUUCUACUACGAUAAAUCAUAGCAUGAAUCUGGUUAAUACUGGCUCCUUAAAACCUUAACUUAAAUUGAUUGGAAACCAAUACAUAUUCUGA